AUGGACAGUGACAAUCUCGAGAAAAUCAACACCAUACUCGAUGCCGAUGUGGACAUAAGAGAAAAAAUCAAGGAACAAGUCACGGAGUUUGACAAGAAAACCAGGACGCUUUCAGGCAUCCUUAACAGGAUACACUCAACGCGGUCAGAAAAAUUGCCCGCGUUGCUAGCCACCGCCCGGCCAGUUUUAGCAAGUUGUCGAGAAACGACCGCGGCCCUAGCGGACAUCAUUCCUCCACACCAGUUCUGGAAGUGGAAGGACAUGUGGACGAACUCUCUGCGCACUGCAGUAUUUGCUGCUACACUUGCCGAGUACCUGCAGGACGGUGCACUCCUGUCUAUACAACAGGCCGCCGAGAUACUUGGCAUCAAACCUGAAUGGCAAGACAGACUCGCGCUUCCGGUUGAGGACUACUUGCACGGUGUCAUCAACCUGGUCAAUGAGUUGUCUCGACUGGCAGUCAAUGCGGUUACGCUAGGAGACUUCGACCAACCGAUCAAAAUCUCCUUGUUCGUCAAGGACGUGUUCACCGGCUUCUCAAUGCUGAACCUCAAAAACGACCUCCUUCGGCGCCGAUACGAUAGUCUCAAGUACGACAUCAAAAAGAUUGAAGAAGUCGUGUACGACGUCUCUCUGCGGAAGCUUGCUCCCUCUGCGAAGCAAGAUAGUUGA
Messenger RNA from Trametes versicolor FP-101664 SS1, 672 nucleotides. RefSeq names its product Translin. NCBI's taxonomy places the organism in Eukaryota, Fungi, Basidiomycota, Agaricomycetes, Polyporales, Polyporaceae. Bases 1 to 672 code for a protein of 223 amino acids. Gene Ontology annotation, molecular function: single-stranded DNA binding; sequence-specific DNA binding; RNA binding. The transcript is spliced from 7 exons. Gene Ontology annotation, cellular component: cytoplasm; nucleus. The record is from RefSeq and is a predicted model, not a curated record. Gene Ontology annotation, biological process: RNA metabolic process.